This is a messenger RNA of Panthera uncia (snow leopard), 4630 nucleotides long. It is a transcript of the gene PDGFC, whose product is annotated as platelet derived growth factor C. Gene Ontology annotation, biological process: platelet-derived growth factor receptor signaling pathway; positive regulation of MAP kinase activity; positive regulation of protein autophosphorylation. The record is from RefSeq and is a predicted model, not a curated record. The coding region runs from base 156 to 1211 and encodes 351 amino acids. Lineage: Eukaryota; Metazoa; Chordata; Mammalia; Carnivora; Felidae. Gene Ontology annotation, molecular function: platelet-derived growth factor receptor binding; growth factor activity. The transcript has 7 exons. Gene Ontology annotation, cellular component: membrane.
GGAUUAUGUGGAAACUACCCUGCGAUUCCUUGCUGCCAGAGCAGGCUCGGCGCUUCCACCCCAGUGCAGCCUUCCCCUGGCGGUGGUGAAAGAGACUCAGGAGUAGCUGCUUCCAAAGUGCCCGCCGUGAGUGAGUUCUCGCCCCAGUCAGCCAAAUGCUCCUCUUCGGGCUUCUCCUGCUGACAUCUGCCCUGGCCGGCCAGAGACACGGGACUCAGGCUGAGUCCAACCUGAGUAGUAAAUUCCAGUACUCCAGCAACAAGGAACAGAACGGAGUACAAGAUCCCCAGCAUGAGAGAAUUAUUACUGUGUCUACUAAUGGAAGUAUUCACAGCCCGAGGUUUCCUCAUACUUAUCCAAGAAAUAUGGUCUUGGUAUGGAGAUUAGUAGCAGUAGAAGAAAAUGUUUGGAUACAGCUUACAUUUGAUGAGAGAUUUGGGCUUGAAGACCCAGAAGAUGACAUAUGCAAGUAUGAUUUUGUAGAGGUUGAAGAACCUAGUGAUGGAACUAUAUUAGGACGCUGGUGUGGUUCUGGUACAGUGCCAGGAAAACAGAUUUCUAAAGGAAAUCAAAUCAGGAUAAGAUUUGUAUCUGAUGAAUAUUUUCCUUCUGAACCGGGGUUCUGCAUCCACUACAACAUUGUCAUGCCACAAUUCACAGAGGCCGUGAGCCCUUCAGUGUUACCCCCUUCAGCUUUGCCUCUGGAUCUGCUUAAUAACGCAGUCACCGCCUUUAGUACCUUGGAAGAUCUUAUUCGGUAUCUUGAACCAGAUAGAUGGCAAUUGGACUUGGAAGAUCUAUACAGGCCAACUUGGCAACUUCUUGGCAAAGCUUUUGUUUUUGGAAGAAAAUCCAGAGUGGUGGAUCUGAACCUUCUAAAAGAGGAGGUUGUCUCCUGGUUAAACGCUGUGGUGGAAACUGUGCCUGCUGUCUCCACAACUGCAAUGAGUGUCAGUGCGUCCCGAGUAAAGUCACUAAAAAAUACCAUGAGUUUUCAGUUUGAAGACUAUUCCACCUCAUGGAGAAGACAGAAGCAAAGACAGAGCUUAGAUACCCUAAUUCUUCUCUCUUCCACCUCUGUUAUACUAGUUUCCUUAACUAAUAAGCUGAAUUAUGUUCCUUGUGUUACUACAAAUAUAACAAUUAUUCCCCAUUUGGGUUCCUUUACCACUUUUGGUGUUUUUUUUUUUCAACCAUUGUUUCAAAAAUAAGUUUAGAAAAUUAAAAGGCGUGUAAUACAUAAGAUGAUAGUAUUGUUACAUAGCGUAAUUUUUAAUUGUUUUAAUGUUUAUUUAUUUUUGAGAGAGAGAGAGAGAGGCAGAGUGCAAGCAGGGGAGAGGCAGAGAGAGGGAUACACAGAAUCUGAAGCAGGCUCCAGGCUCCGAGCUGUCAGCACAGAGCCCAAUGCGGGGCUCGAACUCGUGAACCAUGAGAUGGUGACCUGAGCCAAAGUCUGACACCCGAUGGACUGAGCCACCCAGGCGCCCCAAUAUUACAGCAUAAUCCUCUUAUUAAAAAGAUUCUUACUACUUUUUACAUCAAGUACCAGAUACUAUUUAUCGGAAGCCAGUUUUGCCCCCCUCAAAAUUCCCUUAAAGAUUUUUCUAUCUCACAAAAGGAUUUUUCAGAAAACAAGACAGGAACUUUACAUAUAUAUGAGCUCAGAUGUUACGUCCUCCUCAAAAUACAUCCGAGUUUCCUGCCGGUCCUAGCGUAACUAGCCCAUCUUCUGUGCAUGUGUAGAACUUUAAAGACAUGUUUAUUAGAGAUUAUUUUUUUGCUAUGUCAUUCAGAAUUAUUGUUUAUUUUUAUUUGUUUUUACCGAAUUGAGAACCAAAAAGAACAAAGAUAACAUUACAUUGCAGUACUGAAGAAAACCAUCUGUGAAGCCAAAGCUUGAAGCUGACAUUUGUUAGCUGUGUGACUUGGCGCAAAUUGCUUCUACUCUCUUGCACCUCAGGUUCCUCAUGUGUGAAGUGAAUAUCUAACGCUCAUACCUUACUGUGAGGAUUAAAGGAGCUGACACAACACUUAGAACCGGGUCUGGCAUAUUUCAAGCCCUGAAUAUAUAUUAGCUAUUCUCCCACUCAUCUUUAUUCCCCACCCUCUCUGCUUCACCUUAUUCUUUGCUUAUGGCAAACGAUCAAUAAAAAUUUAAUGAAUUUUGCCCCAAGAUGGGUAGAGUAUUCUUUUCCAGGCAAAAAGAUCUUUGGGAUAUUUUAUUUAUUUAUUUAUUUAUUUAUUUAUUUAUUUAUUUGGUAUGGUCUUGCUUUUCUUGCAUAGAUCUGUUCUGGAUAAAAAGCAUAUAAUUCAACUGCCUUUUUUUUUUUUUUUGUAGUGAAUACCACCCCCCAUUGUUCCAUGGCACCCAAAAUUUAACGGCACUUUGUUUGCACAGUGUGGGCAGUGGUACAUGAUCAUCUAUUUCCUGAUGGUUCUUUUUGUACCUGAUCUAAUCUCUUCCAUAUUCUCGGAUUUUAGUUUUUCCCUGGAUUUUUUUUUUUCCGUUGGUUUGUAAUUUUAGUUUGAACCUCUCUCUCAAAAUUGUUUGAGACAUGCCUCUGUCUUGCUGUCUUCUUUAAUAUUAUCUGGGACCUGUUGGUCAUUUUCCAACCUAUCGUUCUCCUCCAAAGUCAAAACUUCAUAAAGAAAUGAAGGAGAGCACUAAUUAAGUCCCCUCCCAUGUAUUUUUAAUUUCUUAUCUAAGACUUUGCAUCACUACAACAUUAUAAGAUUCUUCUGCUAUUUGUAAAUCUCCACAAAUAUCAGUAGAUGAAGAUGGGGGUGGGGAGGUGCUAUUAUUCGGUUACUGCACCUCGACAUAAGCACUCCUGGAGGAAAGAACGAUUGUAAGAUUGUAGCCUGGCAUGGCUGCCUGUUACGGCUGUAUAUGGUAGCUUCUCUAACUCUUACCUUUUAUAGUAAUUUUUUCCCCCUGCUAACUGGGAAAAUGUAUACAAGUGGAGUUAGGAAUUAAAGACAUUGGCUAUGCCAAUAUUGCAGUUUAUCUACCCACUCAACCUCAUUCCAGAAGGAAUUUUUAACAAAAGUUGGGUAAGUUACAGCACCAGUAUCUUAACAGUUUUGAUGCCACUUUAAGUACAAAAACAGUAACUCAGUAUUGACACAUAUAAUAUUUGACAGUCAUUGGGUUAAGCUUCAUGUUAAAAUCAUAUAUCCUUAGUAAUUUUUAUCUUGGAAUUGUGAAUUUAAUAGAAAAAUCUGCUUUAAAAGUUCCCUAUUUCUCAUAGUUAUUACAAGACUUUGCUGUUUAGCUCUCUAGGAAGAACGUUAUUAAAUCAGCAGAAUGUAUGACUAACAAUAUAUUCUAAGUCUUUAUAAAAUUAUUAUCUAUCAGUCUGACUUUAAUAAUUCAUCUUUGGCCAAAGUACAAAUACUGGUUAUGUCCCUGUUCUCUCUAACGCUUCUGGUCACUCAUGUGUAAAAUAAGGGUAGCAAUUGUAAAUUACUUCAUAGAAUUCUUGUGAGUUAAAGUAUGUAAAAACAUUAUUACAGUGCCUGGCACCCAGUAAGCAUUCAAAAAAUGUUAGCUGAUUAACCUUUGAUAUGACCACAUACUCCAAAUGAGGUAUACAUUCUCUACUUUUCUCUUUUAAAUCUUCAAAUAAAACGGUCAUAAGACUCGACUUGUGCCUCUUUGGAUUAACGUACAUUUCCCGGAAGAGUAUCUUUUAGAAGUUGCUCUAUGAAGUUAUCACUGUCCUACCCAGAGAACAGAGAAACUAGACAACUUCGUAUUAUUAUGUCCUCUGGUCUUUGUUCAUAAUCCAAACAAACACAAUUCCUUGAAACUUUAUUGUUUCUAUUAUAAGAAAUGAAAAUACACACCGAGUAGGUAGUUCUUAUCAAAUACUUCAGAUAAUCUUUUACAGAACACAUAGCUGUGCCUUCCUGUCACAGUGUUAAAAGGAAAUAUCUUGAGUAUCAGUGUCUGUUUUGCCAUAUUUUUAUUAAAAGGCCAAACUGCGCAUUAAGUUCAUUUAAUAGAGGCAUCAUUGUUAUUAUCGCCAAGCCUCCGUUUACUGCACAGUGGGUCCAGCUGCGGAAAGUUAGCUGUGACGGAGGCUGAUGUCUAUGAAGUACAUCUAAUCCAUCUCAUCAAGUUUAUAGAGGACUUGAAGCGUAGCCAAGAAAAUUAAUGAGUGGCAUAAUUGAGCAGACUCAGCUGUAGAGUGAUCGUGUUUCCUUUCACAGGAUCGCAGUACUUGUAUUGCUUCAAGUAUAAAUUUUUGUUAAAUGUGUGAAAAAAAUGAAUGAGUGAAAGAAACCGACAAACAGAAAGACGGCUGGGCAGUAGUGGUUUCAAACUACUUAAUCAAGGUGAAAUUCUCUGUAAUAUUGUCCGAGGAGUGAAACGGAGUGCACAGUAGGUCUUUCAAUGUCAGGACCGUUCCGUAUUCGGAGGCGGCAUCCUUCCAAGUGGCUGCUAUUAAAACCUCCUUUCUUUCACGAAAAGAUGAUGAUCGUUUGUGAUUUCUUUGAAGGGUGGGGGUAGGUGUUCACGAUGCCUUCAUCAGAAAAAAAAAUAAAAAUUUGUAAGUCUUUGUUGGGCCCCGAGAUUCUUUUCUGAAAUUUUACUUGUCCAUGAAAUCAAACGUUACAGACAUUG